AGCCGCUUUCGAUUCCUCUCUCUCUCUCUCUCUCUCUCUCUCUCUCACUCUCUCGUCUCCCGUCUUUCAACGGAUCACCACUAACCAACCAGAUCCGUUUCCGCUUCGUUCUCUCUUCUCUGAUGGUCGACUCUCUCCUCCAAUCCCCAUCACUCUUCUCCAUUGCUUCCCUCUGGCAUCUCAUUCCUCGUCGUCACCUACUCAUUCCUCUGAGUCCGUGGCCGGUCCAGGAUGCAUGACAACAGCCGGUCUCUCCUACUGAACCGGACUGGAAGCUUCCGGGCCGAGACGCUGGGCCAGGCCGCCCUCUUCGUCGUCGGCAACCUCUGCUUCGCCCUCUUCGUCGUCGGCGUCCUCGCCUUCACUAUCAUCGCCGCCACCUACCGCGCGGACGAUCCCCUCCUCCUUCCCCCCUCCUCUUCUGCCUCCUCCGCCAAGCUCACCGCAUUCCUCACCUCAUCUACCAACGCCACCUUCCGUCCCGACGACGCCCCCCUCCGCACCGGCGAGGACUUCCUCAACUCCUCCACCUCCUCCGCCUCCCCCGAUGAUGCCGCCGUCAUCCACCUCGCCGAUCUCCCCAACUCCAACAGUUCUUCCUCCGCCGCAUCUGGCGGUACUGACUGCGACGCCGCCGCCCCCAUCAACUGCGCCGAUCCGGAUGUCUUCCACCUGAUGAUGCGCGCCACCAUCGAGUCUUUCCGCGACGUCCACUUCUAUCGCUUCGGCAAGCCGGUGCGCGGCGGCGACGGUGGCGGUUCCUGCGACAUGGCCUGGCGGUUCCACCCCAAGGACGCCAAGCGGGCCGGCUUCUACAAGGACUACCGCCGGUUCGAGAUCGCACGGUCCCCCAGCUGCACCUAUUCCAUCGUCAAGAUUGGCGACUACCACACCGGCGUGAAUGCCCGCAAGAAGAAGAAGCAGCGGAAGGGCGACCACGACGCCACUGGCGAAUUUGUGUCGAAGAAGACCCCCUCCUCCUCAUCUCGGGCCUCGGACGUGCUAGUCGUUCCCGUGGUCGGCGAGGCCGUGAACGACACCCUUCCGGUGGUCGAGUCCGAGGGCAAGUUCAGCAGUAGCAGGUACCUGAUCUACUCUGGCGGUGGCGACCGGUGCAAGAGCAUGAACCAUUACCUGUGGAGCUUCCUCUGCGCCCUCGGUGAAGCCCAGUACCUGAAUCGGACCCUCGUCAUGGAUCUCACCGUUUGCCUCUCCUCCAAGUAUUCGACCACGAACCAGGACGAGGAGGGGAAGGACUUCAGAUUCUACUUCGAUUUCGAGCACUUGAGGGACUCCGCCUCCGUGCUCGACCAGCGCCAAUUCUGGAACGAUUGGGCCUUGUGGCAGAAGAAGGACAGGCUCAGCCUCCACCUUGUCGAGGACUUCCGUGUCACGCCGAUGAAGCUCACCAAGGUGAAGGACACUCUGAUCAUGCGCAAGUUCGGGGCCGUGGAGCCGGACAACUACUGGUACAGGGUCUGCGAGGGGGAGACGGAGUCGGUGAUCCAGCGGCCGUGGCACCUCCUCUGGAAAUCCCGCCGCUUGAUGGAUAUAGUCUCUGGCAUUGCCUCAAGAUUGAACUGGGAUUUCGAUUCAGUCCACGUCGUGAGGGGGGAGAAGGCGAGGAACACCAAGCUCUGGCCUAACUUGGCCGCGGACACCUCGCCGGAGGCCUUGCUGUCGACCCUCAGGGACAAGAUCGAGGAUCGAAGGCACCUGUACAUCGCCACCGAGGAGUCUGAUACCUCCUUCUUUGAUCCCCUGAAGGAGAAGUUUACUACUCAUUUUCUGGACGAUUUCAAAGACUUGUGGGACAAGAACAGCGAGUGGUAUGACGAGACAAAGAAGCUCAACAAUGGGAUUCCGGUGGAGUUCGACGGCUACAUGAGGGGGGAGGUUGACACGGAGGUGUUCUUGAGGGCUAAGAAGCAGCUGGAGACCUUCAAUGAUCUCACCGGUGAUUGCAAGGAUGGGGGCAAUACUUGUCGCUCAACUUCCUGAAUGGUUUGCGGGAUCAGAUGAUGUGUUCCCAUGUUAGCUGAUUCAAAUUUGUAAGCUCAAGAAAUAGCUUUGUCAUCUCCCAUGAAGUACUGGAACUCUUAGCUGCUUUACAUAUCCACACAUUGGACUCUUACAUUUAUUACGAUUCAGGUCAUUCUGCUCCUAAUUAUACUUGUAUUAGAUUCGGUCAAAAUUAUGCAUGAUUGGAUAGAAACCCACUUUUCUCCUUGCUUGCAAUUAGAUGUUUUAUACACUACAGUUGACUCAUAAGCCUGUAAUUAGAUGUGAUUUAGAUCUUUUGUGGAUUACCAGAGUAUUUGCUUCA
This is a messenger RNA of Musa acuminata AAA Group (dessert banana), 2326 nucleotides long. RefSeq lists its product as uncharacterized. NCBI's taxonomy places the organism in Eukaryota, Viridiplantae, Streptophyta, Magnoliopsida, Zingiberales, Musaceae. The record is from RefSeq and is a predicted model, not a curated record. The transcript is spliced from 2 exons. Bases 232 to 2001 code for a protein of 589 amino acids. Gene Ontology annotation, cellular component: Golgi apparatus.